AUGACAGCAGAGGCGAACUCGUGGUUCACAAGCCUUCCCCCAAAUUCUAUCGCUACAUGGGCCGAGAUGAAAAAGCUAUUUCUGGAGCAUUUUUUUCCUCCCACCAAGAUGAAUGCGCUAAAGAAGGAAAUUAGUGGAGCGAAACAGGAGUAUGAUGAGUCAUUAAGCAUGUAUUGGACCAGGUUCCAGAGAUUGGUGGACAGUUGUCCAAACCACAAAUUUUCUCAGGGGGACCUUUUGCAGUAUUUCUAUCAGGGGAUGAUGGUAGACACUAAGAAUUUGGUGAAUUCAGCGAGUGGAGGUGGAUUUUUCCAAAACACGGUGAGUGAAGCCAAAAGGAUAUGUUCGAAGAGAAUGCUAAGUACUGUGGUGGAGAAAGUCGCAACUGCUGGACAACCGACAGAAAAGUCAUGUGGAGCGUGUGAUAAUUUUGGCCACACAAGUUUGCAGUGCACCGGGGGCGACGAAGAUUAUCAAGCCCAAGUAAAUUCUUCUCACAAUUUUUACAGCUGCACUGAUCCACUGCCCCCUUUGCCCAAACGGGACCCCUACUCGAAUAAUCACAAUGCACCAUGGAGAAAUCAUCCUAACUUUCGUUGGAGGGAUCCGGACCAGAGGCAACCGCAGCAGCAAAAUUAUCGUCCUCGACAUCAAAGGACAGCUCCGCAGCAAGCACAAGCACCUCCUCCGCCCGCCCAAGAAAAACAAGGCAAAACACUUGAGGAUAUGAUGGCAGAAUUGAUUGGUAAUCAACAAUUUUUGCAAGGUAAUGUGCAACAGCUCCAACAAUCUCAUGCCGAGUAUAAAGUACAGAUGGAAGGGUUGGCACGGCAAAUUUCUCAGCUCUCAAUGUCCGUGAAUCAACUCAAGGGCAACCAAGGAGUAUUACCAUCCCAAGUUAUCAUAAACCCAAAGGAGAAUUGUAACACCCCAAACAUUUAG
Messenger RNA from Salvia miltiorrhiza (redroot sage), 942 nucleotides. RefSeq lists its product as uncharacterized. Lineage: Eukaryota; Viridiplantae; Streptophyta; Magnoliopsida; Lamiales; Lamiaceae. The coding region runs from base 1 to 942 and encodes 313 amino acids. The record is from RefSeq and is a predicted model, not a curated record. The transcript is spliced from 2 exons.